AUGCAUUUCUAUCUAAGCUUAAUAUGUGCAUUGAUCGAUGCUGUAGCCUCCCAAUUGAAAACCACAGGCAGCUUUUACAAGGCUGUAGGGCCGAGCAAAGGAAUAGAAGUCGACAGUGGCAGCUUACUUCUUGACGAGGCCUUUUUCAAGUGCGAUGGCAGUGAUAGCUGCAAAACUGUUUUCAAAGCUAAGGAAAGUGACAAACUCAAAUCAGCUGAUUAUAAACUGGAAGAAGCUCAACGCAGAGUCGAUGCUACACUCGAUUUCAACCGAACUAUUACCGAUUACAAGAAAGGCUUUGGUGACCUCAACGGAAAUUUCUGGCUUGGUUUAGACCAACUUCAUUCACUGGCACCACGUGGCUCCAAAACUACUUUGAGAAUAAAAAUAAAACAUUCCAGCAGAGACACAUUUUUUGAUGCCUACUAUCAAGAUUUCAGCAUUACUGGCGAGGACGAUAAGUAUCGUUUGGCCAUUGGUGCUUAUCAUGGAAAUGCUGGCGACUCUCUGCGUUUCCAUAAUGGGCAGGCAUUCUCUACGUACAAGAAAACUGAAUUCGGGGAACUAAUAGGUGGAUGGUGGGACUUUGGUAGUGCUAACUUAAAUGCACUUUAUCCUGCAAAAGGAUAUAGCUCAAGGUUCAUGACCUGGUACGAUUUGGUUGAUGAUUUUGGUGGAAUAACGUACUCUGAAAUGAUGCUAACACAAGACUGA
Molecule: messenger RNA, 714 nt
Organism: Rhopilema esculentum
Lineage: Eukaryota; Metazoa; Cnidaria; Scyphozoa; Rhizostomeae; Rhizostomatidae
Source: RefSeq, a predicted model, not a curated record